This is a messenger RNA of Camellia sinensis, 2812 nucleotides long. RefSeq names its product transcription factor GTE4. Gene Ontology annotation, molecular function: protein binding. Lineage: Eukaryota; Viridiplantae; Streptophyta; Magnoliopsida; Ericales; Theaceae. The record is from RefSeq and is a predicted model, not a curated record.
GCCUGUGAAGCCAAGGGCGGACAUCCCCCAAAGUCGUAGCCCAAUUACCGGAGAUGACCGGUAAACUUCGAGCCGACUACACCAAAGUCAGAAGACGACUGUUCUCUACCUUCUUUAAAUCCACGCGCCACUCUUCGCGCGUGCUAAAUUAUCAAAACCAGUCGAUCGGAGCACUACGCCACCAAAUCUACGCUGCUGAUUCAUCCGUGAUGUUCCCCAACCACAUAGGCGCGUGGAUGUAAUAGAAACCUUAUCAUCGGUGAUAUGAUAUGAUAUGAUGGCUCUUCGGCGGCUCAACGGAACAUUAACUGCAGAUCGCGAACAGAAAUAGAGAGAGAGAGAGGGAGGGAGGGAGAGACAGAGGGUCGACAAAGAGUUCGAUCAACACCUUGAAUUCCGAGAAAAAUCAGGGUUUUAAUAUAUUGAAUUAUUGGAUUUUGUAGAAGAUAGUUAUAUAUAUAUAUAUAUAUAUACGUAUUUAUGUAUGUUAUAGCUUAGUAUUUUGGAGCAGAUCGAAUUAGGGUUUGUGGAAGUGCAUGUAUGGCUUCGGGUACAAUAGUAGGUGGGAAUGGAGGAAAUGGAGGAGAUGAAGGUUCAAAAGAGAAGCAGAGAUGGGCUGAGAGCAAAGUUUAUACGAGAAAAUCAGCCAAGGGUCCGAAGAGCAACAAGAAUAACAAUGUGUCGCAACCCCAAGCCCAAACCCUAGCGUCCGAAGAUGGAAAUUCGACUCAGCAACAGCUUCUCACCCGCUUCGAUGAGGCAUCGGACGAUUCAUCGAGCUGGAAUCGUACUCUGGCUGUCUUCUCGAGUUCUCGGGAGCCAGCGUCAGGUAAUGGGACAGGGAAGCAGGGGUUUCUGAGGCAGGAAAAUCGGAAAGCGAUUAAUUUGUCGUGGAGGUCAAAGCAGGAGAUGCGGGAGCUGAGGGGGAAGCUGGAGAGUGAGCUAGAUUUGGUAAGGAAUUGGGUGAAGAAGAUUGAGGAAAAAGAGGGGCAAGUGAAUGUUGGUGUGGAUAAUGGCAGGGUGAAACGGGUUCAUAUGGAGGUUGCAUCAGUCGUUCUUCCUCGUGAAUCCAGGCCUUUGAAUCAGCUAAGUAUAUCAGUGUUGGAGAAUAGUCAGGGUGUAAGUGAUAAUGCGGAGAAAGAGAAGAGGACACCGAAGGCAAACCAGUUGUAUCGGAAUUCGGAGUUUCUUCUUGCCAAGGACAAGUUCCCGCCAGCUGAGAGCAACAAGAAGUCGAAACAAAAUGGGAAGAAGCAGCAAGGAGGUGGUGAAUUGGGACCUGGGUUUGAGUUGAGCAAAUUUUCAAAUAAAGUCUUCAAGAGUUGUAGCACUUUGCUCGAUAAAUUGAUGAAGCACAAGCAUGGUUGGGUUUUUAAUACACCAGUUGAUCCAGAUGCUUUUGGUUUGCAUGACUAUUUUGAUAUUAUUAAGAAUCCAAUGGACUUGGGCACUGUGAAAUCUAGGCUGGAUAAGAAUUGGUACAAGUCUCCAAGAGAAUUUGCAGAGGAUGUGAGACUUACUUUUAGCAAUGCUUUGACCUACAAUCCGAAAGGGCAAGAUGUCCAUUUAAUGGCAGAGCAGCUAUCGAAGAUAUUUGAGGACAAAUGGGCUGUUAUAGAGGCUGACUAUGUGAAGGCCUUGAGGUUUGCAGUAGAUUAUGAAGCAAGGUUGCCUACCCCUACGUCAAGAAAGGCUACUUCACUUCUACCACCGCCUGCUGAAAUGAGAAGGAUUUUGGAUAGGCCAGAAUCAAUGACAAAUUCUGUUGAUCCCAAACAGAAGCCCAUGAAUUUCGCACAUGCAGUUAGGACCCCUGCCCCAAAGAAGCCUAAGGCCAAGGAUCCUCAGAAGAGGGACAUGACAUAUGAGGAAAAGCAGAAGCUUAGCACAAACUUGCAGAAUUUACCUUCUGAAAAACUGGACAAUAUUGUCCAGAUAAUUAAGAAGAGGAGUUCAUCACUUUGUCAAAAUGAUGAUGAGAUUGAAGUAGACAUUGAUAGUUUCGAUACAGAAACUCUCUGGGAGCUUGAUAGGUUUGUGACCAACUACAAGAAGAGUUUGAGCAAAUACAAGAAGAAAGCAGAACUUGUUAUUCAAGCAAGAGCAGAAGCAGAGCCGAAUGCCCAAGUAAAGAAUCCUCCUUCAGGUGUGGUAGAGGCGCCAAAAGAAACUAGAACAGAUGAAAAGAAUGUCUCCUCUUCAUCUCCUGUUCAAGUGGAAAAGCAUGGGGAUAAUGCAAGCAGAUCAAGCAGCGCCAGCAGUGAUUCUGGAUCCUCUUCAAGUGAUUCUGAUAGUGAAAGUUCCUCAGGGUAUGGAUCUGAUGCAGGCCAUUCACCUAGGACUUGAGUAUAUUCAGUCCAGAUCUUGCAGAUUUUAAUGAGGGUGAUGAUAAUUCUUGUUGGUUGGUCUGAAGAGUUUUGGGAUUGUGCUUCUGUAUCUUCCUAUGUUGGUUGUAUAGUAGUGGGGUAACAAUUUUAACACCUCCCCAAGGUCUUUUCGCUUUGGAGUGGGGUUCAGUUCUUAGCCGUUGUAUGAGCAUACCAGUCUUCUAGAGGGGGCUGUGUUUGUGUUCACAGAUUUGUAUAAUAAUAAUGCCCAGAUGGUGGUGACUAGGUAGGAACAGACAGUUUAGUUAGUUGGGUAUGCAUAAUAGCACUUGUACAUUGCUAACAACUGCUAUUCUUUUCAGUGAUUAAUGCUUUUGUGUCCUAGUUGGGGCAUAGUCUUUGGUGUUGCAUGUAAAUAUUCUCUAUACUUCGUUGUAGUAUGUAAGAUGUGAGUAUAUUUUGAAAGUGUUAGUAGCUUUAGUUAA